AUGGAAACUGAAAUGCCACUUGAGAUUGGGCUCCGUGUAGACGUAUUGGAUGACGAAGGUAUUUGGAAUACGGGUGUCAUUGUGGACGUGGGUAAAGAGGAAAAUCUGGAUAAGGUCGAGAUCAAAUACGAUGGUUGGGAUGAUGAUUAUAAUCAGUGGAUUGGUGUCAAUAAAGAGCGUCUCGCUCCAUUGCACACGUAUACAAUCGUGAAAAAGUGCUGGGCUAAGCUUCCCAAGUGGCCCUGGUGGCCUGCCUUUGUGAUUCUACGUGCACCUACUACAGCUGUAGCUGCUCAAGGUCUUGAAGAAGAGACGAAACUUCUUGUCGAGUUUUACGAUUCGUUUAAAGAAGCGAAACGAUCACGUUGUUGGAUACAAAAAAAGAAUGUGGCAUCGUUUCGAGAUAAUUUUGAAGAACGGGCGUCCAAGAACAUUGGCAAAAACUUUUCAAUGUUUGUGGAAGGCACGCAACGUGCCAAGGCAGGCACGUCACCAUUGCUGUUUGCGGGUGUCGGAACUCUUCCUAUUGAAUACUCUAGUAAAUUUGCAGAGCCUAUUGAAGAAAAGAAGAAGGAAUGCUCUUUGGAGCAAUGGUUUCACCUUUACAAAGACUUUAGUGGUCGCUAUCAUGAAUUGUAUGGCUACUCGACGACGGCACCGGUGGUGACGGGGAAGAGACGCGGUCGGCCCCCGAAAAAGGAUGGAAAGAAGGCUGGGAAGCAGGCACAAUCUAACGAUGAGGAGGAGAGCGAAGAAAAGAAAGAGGAGCCGGAAGCUGAUGCGUUUAAGGAGAUUAGUGACGGAAAAGAAGAGACAGCUCCAGGACGACAAAUCAGCCGUCGAAACAAGCGCGAUGCAGUGGAAGCGUUGCCCGCCAGCCGCAAUACCCGACCUCGACGCGUUAAAGGUUAA
This is a messenger RNA of Peronospora farinosa, 912 nucleotides long. The record is from the annotation of a GenBank genome assembly. Lineage: Eukaryota; Oomycota; Peronosporomycetes; Peronosporales; Peronosporaceae.